CCCUAACGCCGCCAUUUUCGAUCCUUAAUAAUAAACAUCGAGUCUCCAUGCGAAACCGUCAACCGCAUUCUUCCUCACCAAUCAGCUACAGGUAGCUUCUAGUCUUCUGUAUUAUGUCUCAGAUCGAUCCCGACAUCCAAGUACUCACACCGCAGUAUGCUGGCUCCUGGGUCGACGGCGCUAUCAUCCAGUCGCUAACCCAUGGAAUUUACACAGCAUUUCUUGCUGUUGUACUGUGGCAAAUUCUGUCGAGCACAAACACCCAUAGGCGGCAAGUGAAGGUCCUCGCUGGUAUCUCGGUGUUCAUGUACAUCAUUGCGACGAUCCACGUUGCCCUGAUAUGGUUCUAUAUCAGGAAGCAAUUCAUACCGAAGGUGGAGACAGAAGAAACAAGAUACUUGGCCCUCAGGGACUGGAUGACCACUGCUAACCUUACGUGGGCCUUGACGAUGAGUGAUAUCGUGGCAGGCAUCAAUAUAUUUACUACGGAUAGUGUUACCAUUUGGAGGUGCUGAAUUAUCUGGAGAAGGAACUGGAGAGUCGUCAUCAUGCCUUGCAUAUGCACGUUAUGCGGAAUGAUCUUUGGCAUUUUGUACCUCCUUCAGGUUCUGGCACCAUGGUUUGAUUCACAAGGAAAUCUUUCGGGGAGAACCUCCAUCCGCUGGGGAUUAGCGU
Desarmillaria tabescens is the source of this 675-nucleotide messenger RNA. RefSeq lists its product as uncharacterized. The transcript is spliced from 5 exons. Bases 114 to 515 code for a protein of 133 amino acids. NCBI's taxonomy places the organism in Eukaryota, Fungi, Basidiomycota, Agaricomycetes, Agaricales, Physalacriaceae. The record is from RefSeq and is a predicted model, not a curated record.